AUGGACUCCUUUGAAGCGACGCUUGAAUUUGCAAAAAUUCUCCGGAAACUCAAUGCAUCCACAAAGUCUCAGGAUGCGGCAAUACAAUUUCUCAUGAAAAACCGCGACCUCAUGGAGGAUUUGUACCGUUGUAUCCUCUACGAGAUGAGCAAGGGCACCAUCUCGCUGCGCGUCAGCAUCCUGUUCUUUUUGAGCUACCUGGCCGGCGUUUCCGUGAGCAAAUCGCUGCCUUUCCACGGCUGGAUUGCCCGAGACAUCCCGCAGAUAGUAGAUCUGGCCGUUCCGCGCGUGCGGGCCGGACUUGCCAACGUCGCGCCCACUGAAAAAGUCUUGCGGGACCUUGUGGCCAAGAAGGUCGUUGAAGAGCGCCAUCUGGUCCGGGCUCACGAGCACCUGGUUGAGCGUGCCAUGCACAUCCAGUCGACUCCUGGGCUGGUGGAUCCCAACGUCCCCGAAACCAACAACGACGAGAUCCUCAGGCGAAUGGAAGAGGACCGGGAACGCGGCAAAAAGGUCAAGGAGGGCCAGUGGUCGGUCAAUUCGGCAAGCGAAGAGUUUCUGGCGGCAUGGGACAACAUUGGCGGGCUCACAGAGCUCGAUUUCGAACAGAUGGACGAGGACAGCGAGAUUUGUGCUGAUUCGAGACAGGGCGUGCGGGCCCCCUGA
Wickerhamiella sorbophila is the source of this 666-nucleotide messenger RNA. Its product is annotated as CTD kinase subunit gamma. Bases 1 to 666 code for a protein of 221 amino acids. Lineage: Eukaryota; Fungi; Ascomycota; Dipodascomycetes; Dipodascales; Trichomonascaceae. Gene Ontology annotation, biological process: positive regulation of transcription by RNA polymerase I; positive regulation of DNA-templated transcription, elongation. Gene Ontology annotation, cellular component: CTDK-1 complex. The transcript has a single exon. The record is from RefSeq and is a predicted model, not a curated record.